CGUCCUCUCCAAAAAAACAGCCCACAGUUGAAGCGAAAACACGAAAGCUCAGUGAUAUUUCUCUCCAGGUCUGCACACUCGUCUCCUAUCGAGACUGUCGGCGGCCAUCGUCGCCCACGCUGUGCUCAUGCUAAGUGUCGAGGCUCACACGUACUACUACUACCCGACCGCGAGGCCGAGACGGAAGCUAUGCGCCUGCAGAAACGUCUUGCAAGAAACCGCCCCGCGUGACGCGGAGGCAGAUCCCUGCCGCCACGGCGAGAGGAAGAGCAGGAGAAGGGGCGACGGUGCUUAUUACAUCGACAAGGACGGCGGCGGCGUAGCCAGGACCUUCGACCGGAAGAAAAUAUCCAGAAAGAGGGGGGGUGCUAUCAAAGGGCGUGGAUGGAAGUACGGCUCCGGGUUCGUCGACGGAGUGUUCCCAGUGCUGAGUCCGAUGGCGCAGGAUGUGCUAGAACUCGUGCAGACGAGGGGGACCGACGCCGCCAGCGUCUGGGAGUCACUGGACAAGAUCCCUCAAGCACACGAUCUUUGGGACGACAUCGUCAACGUCGCCGUCCAGCUCCGCCUGAACCGGCAAUGGGAGCCGAUCAUCACAGUCUGCGAGUGGGUCCUGCGCCGGAGCUCGUUCCGCCCCGACAUCAUCUGCUACAACCUGCUCAUCGACGCGUACGGCCAGAAGCGUCAGCUGAGCGAGGCGGAGGCGGCCUACAUGGCGCUUCUGGAGGCUCGCUGCGUGCCUACGGAGGACACCUACGCUCUGCUGCUGCGCGCGUACUGCGGCUCCGGGCAGCUGCACCGAGCCGAGGGCGUGAUUUCGGAGAUGCAGAGGAACGGGAUCCCUCCCACUGCGACUGUGUACAACGCGUACCUGGACGGUCUGCUGAAAGCGAGGUGUUCGGAGAAGGCGGUUGAAGUGUACCAGAGGAUGAAGAAGGAGCGCUGCAGAACUAACACCGAGACCUACACCCUGAUGAUCAACGUGUAUGGGAAAGCAAAUCAGCCGAUGUCGUCGUUGAGAGUGUUCAGGGAGAUGAAAUCGGUCGGGUGCAAGCCCAACAUCUGCACCUACACGGCGCUGGUGAACGCGUUCGCGCGGGAAGGCCUGUGCGAGAAGGCAGAGGAGGUGUUCGAGGAGAUGCAGCAGGCUGGGCACGAACCUGACGUGUACGCCUACAAUGCUCUGAUGGAAGCUUACAGCCGCGCAGGGCUGCCGCAAGGGGCGUCGGAGAUCUUCUCUUUGAUGGAACACAUGGGGUGCGAGCCUGAUAGAGCCUCUUACAACAUACUGGUGGAUGCUUUCGGACGAGCUGGUCUUCACCAAGAGGCGGAAGCAGCGUUCCAAGAGCUGAAGCAGCAGGGCAUGCGGCCGACGAUGAAGUCGCACAUGCUGCUCCUGUCGGCGCACGCCAGGUCCGGCAACGUGGCGAGGUGCGAGGAGGUGAUGGCGCAGCUGCACAAGUCCGGGCUGCGCCCGGACACCUUCGCGCUCAACGCCAUGCUCAACGCGUACGGCCGGGCCGGGCGGCUGGACGACAUGGAGCGGCUCUUCGCGGCCAUGGAGCGCGGCGACGGCGCGAUCGCCGGCGCCCCGGACACCAGCACGUACAACGUGAUGGUGAACGCGUACGGGCGCGCGGGGUACCUGGACCGGAUGGAGGCGGCGUUCCGCUCCCUGGCGGCGCGGGGCCUCGCCGCCGACGUGGUGACGUGGACGUCCCGCAUCGGCGCGUACGCCAGGAAGAAGGAGUACGGGCAGUGCCUGCGGGUCUUCGAGGAGAUGGUGGACGCCGGGUGCUACCCGGACGCCGGCACCGCCAAGGUGCUGCUCGCCGCGUGCUCCGACGAGCGCCAGGUGGAGCAGGUCAAGGCCAUUGUCAGGUCCAUGCACAAGGACGCCAAGACGCUCUUCGCAUUGUGAAAUCCGCGCAGGCUAAAUUCCGAUCCUGCUGCGUGAUCACAUACGAACCUUGACGAGAGUCACCUAGCUUGCAUACUGGUUAACAAGUCACAAGGCCCCGUUUGGUUACAUAUAGAAUAAUCUACUUUUUAGUCCCGUUUAGUACUUAAUUGUAUUUAGUCUCUAGCCCUUCACUGUAAGGGCCUCACAUCACAUGGGUGCUAAAGGGGACGAAAGGACAUCAUUUACUCUAAUUACCAUUGCAUAGAG
Molecule: messenger RNA, 2170 nt
Organism: Zea mays
Lineage: Eukaryota; Viridiplantae; Streptophyta; Magnoliopsida; Poales; Poaceae
Product: Pentatricopeptide repeat-containing protein
Exons: 7
Coding region: 128-1921 (597 amino acids)
Molecular function (GO): protein binding
Source: RefSeq, marked validated